AUGUGCCUCUGUCGUCUGCUCACGCUGCUGAUGGCUUCCGCUUUUUAACCUAGGCCUGUGUAUGGCUUCCGAAUACUGCUGCUGCCUCCACCGCCACCCUGCGCCAUGUGCCUCUGUCGUCUGCUCACGCUGCUGACGGCUUCCGCUUUUUAAACUAGUCCUGUGUAUGUCUUCCGAAUACUGCUGCCUCCACCGCCACCCUGCGCCAUGUGCCACUUUCGGGUCUCCUCACACUGCUGCCAGGUCCAGAGUGUGUCAUGGGUCCCUGUACGGCCUCCCAUUGCUGCUGACUUCAUCGCCAGACUCUGCCAUGUGCCACUUUCAGGUCUCCUUACACUGUUGGUGGGUUCCAUUUUGUGAUAGGGUGUGC
Molecule: messenger RNA, 370 nt
Organism: Staurois parvus
Lineage: Eukaryota; Metazoa; Chordata; Amphibia; Anura; Ranidae
Source: the annotation of a GenBank genome assembly